Oryzias latipes (Japanese medaka) is the source of this 6031-nucleotide messenger RNA. Lineage: Eukaryota; Metazoa; Chordata; Actinopteri; Beloniformes; Adrianichthyidae. The record is from RefSeq and is a predicted model, not a curated record.
UGUAAAGAGGGGGUCGCUGCAUUAGUCAACAAAAGCCUGACAAGGCCCCGCCCAUCGGGAGACUUGUGAAAAGUCUCUGAAAUCUAAUUGGGCUACAUUGAUGACGAACUGGUGGAUCUCGUCUGCGAAUUGGCCCGCAGACCUGUCAGACAACAGCUGAGGACCAAUCAAAACUCCGUAUUUUACAUCGCCCCGCUCUCUUGGUGACGUAUGGGUCAUGUGAUGUUUGUGGCCCGCAGAGGAGCUAACUGAGCCGCGCUCACGGACGCUCGCCGAGGCGGUCAUGUCGGUCCCGGUGGGCUUUAAUUCUUGAAAAAGUAAGGCGGAGGAUCAGCUGCUGAACGGACAAAACCCGCAUUCAGUGACUCGGGAGCGUACCUAGCGCGGAUCAGCACCGGGACCGCGCGGCUCACAUUAGCCGGCCUAGCCGGAGCCGCGAGCCCGUCUCCCAAAACAAGAAUGGGGUCUGGCUCUGCGCGGGUUCGCCUGCUGGGAAAGUGACCUUUGGUUUCUGUGAUGGAUCUAACGAACCACCCGGAAGGGGGGGGCGCCGUGAUGAUGGUGGAGGCCCCGCAGGGGGAGCCGGUGAGGAGAGCCGCGGUCACCAACGGAGCUGGCUCGGUGCGGGAACCCCCGUCCCCGGUAAUCGGCACCGGCUCCCGUUUCCACCCCCACCACCACAGCCUGCAGCAGCCCUCCCGGGAGCCGCAGUUUCAUCUCUUUGGGGAGAAGAGCACCGAGUCUCCGGGCCGGAGAGCCUGCCCAUCGCUCGGCCAGCUCCCCGCCGCCGAGGAGCCCCCCGCGGGCGGCGGUGCCCAUGUGUUGGCGGCCGUGCACGUCGCGAGCGCCUCUGACGCGGUGGAAGACAUCCGGAAAUGCGGAUACCUGAGGAAGCAGAAACACGGACACAAGCGCUUCUUCGUGCUCCGAGCCGCCGGGCCGCUCGGACCCAGCCGCCUGGAGUACUACGACAGCGAGAAGAAGUUCCGGAGCAGCCUCCGCCACGCUGCGGGGGCCCCCGGAGCCGCCGCGGCCGCGCCUUCCCCUCCGAAAAGAGUGAUCUUCCUGUCCCAGUGCUUCACGGUCAACAAGCGGGCGGACUCCAAGAACAAAUACCUGAUCGCGCUCUACACCAAAGACGAGUACUUCGCCAUCGUGGCCGAGAGCGAGCAGGAGCAGGAGGACUGGUACGUGGCCGUCAGCGCUCUGAUGAGUGAAGGCAAGCGUGGCCAUGUGGACUCUGAUGACCUGGAUGAUGGGUACGGUACCGUCAGUCCCGGUACCGUGUUCAAAGAGGUGUGGCAGGUCAAUGUGAAACCUAAAGGACUAGGUCAGACCAAAAACCUGACCGGCGUGUACCGUCUGUGCCUCUCUGCCAAAACCGUUCACCUGGUGAAGCUGAACUCCGACAACCCCUGUGUCAACCUGCAGCUGAUGAACAUCCGGCGCUGUGGACAUUCAGAGAGCUUCUUCUUCAUCGAGGUGGGCCGCUCCUCUUCUAUCGGGCCCGGGGAGAUCUGGAUGCAGGUGGAUGACUCUGUUGUGGCCCAGAGCAUGCACGAGACCAUCCUGGAGACCAUGAAAGCCCUCAAGGCUUUCGCAGAGUUCCGGCCCAGGAGCAAGAGUCAGUCUUCGAGCUCCAACCCCAUGCCCUUCAUCACCACGCGCCGCCACCUGGGCAACCUGCCUCCAAGCCAGACUGGGCUGCAGCGCCGAUCCAGAACGGAGUCGGUGGUCGGGACCCCUCCGUCCAGUAAGAGCUCAGGGGCGAGCGGUUAUCGCUUCCGGACCUCCAGUGAGGGAGAGGGAACCAUGAACCGGCCGUUCCGCUCUGCCACGGGGAGCCUGGUGCAUCUGAACUCAACGCGGGCCCUCCAUGGGCGUCAGGACGCUACUGGCGGCGUCUCUGGAAGUGGGGGGGCUACAGGCAGUUCUGGCACCAGCAGCGGGCGCUACACGAAGGCCAUAUCCGGGACAUCCUCUUCCUACCACGCUCGCUCAUCCUCCCUGCCUGUCUCCCACUUCCCCUCCACCAGCAGCCCGGUCAGCGUGUCCUCCAGCAGCGGGCAUGGCUCCGUGUCGGACACGCUCACCCGCCCAUCCAGCGCCUCCAUAUGCGGCUCGCCGUCUGACGGGGGCUUCAACUCUUCUGACGAGUACGGAUCCAGUCCGGGGGACUUUCGGUACUUUAGGGUGAGGAGUAACACGCCCGACUCUCUGGGCAACACCCCCCCAAUCAGAGAGGAGAGCUGUCUUAAUGAUUACAUGGCCAUGGGCUGGAACCGAGAUGUUUUUGGUGGUGCGGGGGACGCUUCCCGUGAGGAGAGCACCUCAACAGCCGAUGACGACCGCUUGUCCUCCUCAUCUCUGAGGAGGAGGACGCACUCUUUCUCCAGAUCUGCAGGGGGGGCAACUGGAGGCUGUGGUGUGGCGGUUUAUCAGAAGAUGACCCAGACCAACCUCUCAUUGGAUGAGGGCUCGGAUGUGGCGCUGCCGUUUGGUGCCGGGCUGCUCCGGGGAGGGCCCUCCUCCUCCACUUCCUCGCUCCGCUCUGAUUACAGCUCCUGUUCAGAACACAGCCAGCAGAGCCGGCCCUCCACCCUCCCCAGGACUGAGGCUGCUGCUGAGCGCCCACCCCUCUGUGCCCAGGAGGAUAGCGGCUACAUGCCCAUGAUGUGUGGCGUCGCUGCAUCGCCGCGGGACACCCCCCCUGACUACAUGCCUAUGCAACCCAGCUCCUACCCCCAACACAACUCCCAUUCCCCCCAGUUUCACAGCCGUUCACCCCACCGACCCACACAGCCGCAGGCCUCCACAGACGCUCAAGGCUACAUGAUGAUGCUCCCUGGGGGCGGGGGCUGCACGUCUUCAGUGCUGCAGGCCUCACCCAGUCCUCCCAGUAGUUCCAGUUCAUCUGCUGCUACUGGAAGCUGCAGGGGUGGGGGGGGCGAGAAUGGAGAGUACAUGGACAUGUCUUACAGCAGCGGGCACAGGCUCUCAAGUGCCACAGGUGGCCCCCCUGAAGGAGCCCCCAAGUCUUACAGCCCCUACUUCUCCCUCCCACGCUCCUAUAAGACCCCCACCAGAGAGAGGGAUGGAGAGUAUGUACCCAUGAGCCCCCCUGCCAAGCCAGUGUCCAUACAGGAUAGAAGGGCGGUGGGGGGUUCUAGCACCUCUACCCCCUCCCACCCCCCACCGCCUUACGGCGCCCACCACACGACCGCGGUGCCGGCGGAGCGGCACGUCCUGAGGCCCACACGUCUGCCUCUGGGCAGGAGGAGUUUCCACGGCCCGCUCCCGGUGACUGAAGCCUCCACCUCAGUGGCCCCCCCCAGCUACUCUGAGGGUCCUUCCAGUCCUGGGGAGUACAUCAACAUUGAGUUUGGGGAUCAGUUUCCUCACCAACAGCAGCCUCCUGCCUAUCCUCUCUCUGCCCCAGAUGAAGAGACCCCCCUUGGACCCUGCUGUUCGCCCCCCCAACCCCAGGACUACAUGAGUGUUGAGGUGGGGGGUCUGGGAAAGAACCAGUCGCCCAGGCCUAGCCUUGUUGCCCCCUGGAACCCCCCCAGCUAUAUCAGACCUUUAGCUAGUAACCCUGGGGCGCAUGAUGGGGGGCACUGGAAGUCAGUGGGAGAAGAUUACACUGACAUGACCUUUAACCUCAGUGGGGGUGGGAAAGCUCAGAGCACUACAGCUAUGCUGCAGCAUCUCUGCGUGAUGGAGGGGCAUUACAAACACACCUUCUCCUCACCCGUUUCUCCCCCCUGCCUGAACCGGCCACCCACGCAGCAGUCGGAGCCCAAAGUGGUACGAGCUGACCCCCAAGGCAGAAGAAGACACAGUUCAGAGACGUUCUCUUCCAGCUCCACCCCUGCAGGAGAAGGGCUCAGCUCCUCCCCCCCCAACUCCUCACAGGCUGACCCCACAGCCCACUGUGAGUCUUACCUGGUGGGGGGACAAGCUUCCAGAUGGGCCAACUCAGCAUCCUUUGACUGUGUGUGGAUGUCUGUGGAGGGGGUCAGAGACUCGCCAGCUCCCCAUGACUCACCAGGAGCCACAGAGGCCCCGCCCCCUUUCUCUGCCGCAGAGGCCGGAUCCGGCAGAAUGUGCAGGAACGCGUCUGCCGGCUUCCAGAACGGACUCAACUACAUCGCCUUGGAGCUAAGGGAGGAAGGGGUGAACACGGAGGCCGUGGCGUCUGGAGCGACCGGCACCAACGGGGACACAGCUGGGGAGGGAACGGUGCCUCCGCCUGAGAACGGAGCCUAUGCCAGUAUAGACUUCACCAAAACGGACGGAGUCGCAGCUGCCAAGGGGGGACUAUAAUGGAGGACGUCAGGCAUGUUGGGACAGUAGACUGGGCAAGAGACUGGUUGAAAAUCCUGGUAAGGACUCCAGCCAGCUGGUCCGCGCAGUCCUUCAGAACGCGUCCAGAGACACCAUCGGGUCCAGCAGCUUUCCUGGGGUUGACGGUCUUCAGUAUGCUCCUCACCUCUUGCUCCUUCACGGUGAAGCUGAGGCUGCUGUGUGCCACUGGGUGGGGACGUGUGGGUGUGUCCGAGUUUUCUACCUCGAAGCGAGUGAAUAAGAGAUUCAGCUCCUCUGCCAGCGAGGAGUCAGCUUCGGCAGCACGAGGGGUGGUCCUGUAGUUGGUAAGAUGCUGGACCCCCUUCCACACCUCCCUGCUGUUGUUGCUGUCCAACCAGCCUUCAAUCCUCCUUUUGUAAUCCAUUUUGGCCUUCUUGAUGCCUCUCUUCAGGUUGGCUCGGGUUGAGCUGUAAAGAACCCUAUCGCCAGACCUGAAGGCAGUGUUCCUCUCCCUCAGCAGCUGCUGGACCUCCCGGUUCAUCCAGGGCUUUCUGUUGGGGUACACCCUAAUGUGCUUGUCCACCGUAACAGUGUCUAUGCAGUUCUUAAUGUAACACAGCACACUGUCUGUGAACACCUCCAGGUCUGGAUGUUCAAAGACGUCCCAGUUGGUCCUCUCGAAACAGUCCUGCAGCUGCUGAGAGGCCCCAUCAGGCCAUAUUUUUACUGUUUUCUUAAUGGUGGGAGCAGUUUUCUUAAGGGGGUUAUAUGCAGGAAUUAGGAGCAGGGACAGGUGAUCAGACUGGCCCAGGUGAGGUAGUGGUCUAUCCCUGAAGCCUAGCUUAAUGUUUGUGUAAACCUUAUCCAGAGUCUUAGCUUCUCUGGUGGUGCACUUAACAUGCUGGUGAAGGUUAGGAAGCACUGGCUUUAAGUCCACGUGGUUGAAAUCCCCUGCUAUGAUGUGCACAGCGUCAGGAUACCUGCUCUGCUGCCUGCUAAUGCUGUCAUGUGAAUGUCCGAUAGCUGAGUUAACAUUAGCGUCUGGUGGAAUGUAAACAGCAGUAACCAUGACCACAGUAAACUCCCUCGGGAGAUAGAUGGGCCUGCAUCUGACAGUCACAUACUCCAGGUCCGAAGAGCAGUGAUUGUCUACAGUCUUGGUGUUUGUACACCAGUUGUUGUUGACAUAAACACACAACCCCCCUCCUCUGCUCUUCCCGGAGUCCUUCGUCCGGUCAUGGCGCUUAGCGGUAUAGCCUGCUAGCUGGAUAGCAGAGUCCGGGAUGAGAGGAUGGAGCCAGGUCUCUGUGAUCAACAAAAUGCAACUGUCCUUCAAGAUCUUGUUGUUCACAAUCCGUAGCCUUAGUUCAUCCAUCUUGUUGACGAGUGAUCUGGCGUUCGUCAAAAAAAAGGCUGGGAAGCGGUGGUCUCUGUGGCCGUCUCCUUAGCCUGGCAAGUGCUCCGGCUCUGCAACCUCUCUUUUGCUUCCUGUCCCUCCGCCUUCGCUUCCUUACCGCGGGGGUUGUGAGCCACCUGGAGCCGGGGUCCCUCGCUAUGUCCACCGGAAUCUUUUGCGAGCUGACAAACUCGGCUGCGAUAUUCCGGUCGCAACAGACUCCUAUUUUAAGGAGAUCUAGGCGGCUGUAGAUGUUGCUAACUCCCAUGGUGUACACGGAACAGACAAAAGUAACACAAACAAAAAUACGCGAAGAAACCGUAAAAA